Molecule: messenger RNA, 2079 nt
Organism: Prunus armeniaca (apricot)
Lineage: Eukaryota; Viridiplantae; Streptophyta; Magnoliopsida; Rosales; Rosaceae
Source: the annotation of a GenBank genome assembly
AUGGUUCAGACGCAAUAUUCUUCCGUUAUUAAAGUUCUACGUUCUGAUAAUGGAGGAGAAUACAUUAAUUUUGAGUUGUCGGAGUUUCUCCGUGGUCAAGGGAUUCUCCAUGAAACUACAUGUCCGCAUACCCCACAGCAAAAUGGGGUUGCAGAGCGUAAAAAUCGUCACAUUUUGGAGACAGCCCGUGCCUUACUCCUUGGGGCCUCGGUUCCUCCACGGUUUUGGCCUAAAGCUGUUACUUAUGCCGUGUAUGUCAUUAAUCGUAUGCCCUCUUGGGUGGUUGGAUUUCAAACACCUAUUCAGGUCCUCACUCAACAUACUCCAGUGGUGUCCAGCAAUACUCUCCUUUCUCGAGUGUUUGGUUGUGUGGCUUAUGUUCAUAUUCAGAAAAUACAUCGUAGUAAAUUGGACCCGUGUGCACUACGGUGUGUCUUUGUGGGUUACUCGUCUCACCAAAAAGGGUAUCAAUGUUACCAUCCUGAGACCCGACAUAUGUAUGUAACCAUGGAUGUGACUUUCUCAGAAACAGAAUAUUUCUACAUUGCCGUACCUUCAACUUCAGAUCACCAAGGGGAGAACAUUGAUGGUAAUCUGAGUUGGUUGGAUCUAAGGGGAGAUGUGACUGUUGAACAACGUGUAGAACCUGGAACUGAGCCCAUACUAGAAGAGUCUCAGCAAGCUACUAUCGAGAAGGACCCUAUUGUUGAACAACCCUGUGCGGAGUCGAGUAUACCUUCUCUCUCUAGUUCCGAAGUGCUGCCCAAUACAUCUUCUCUGAAUAUGCCUGAGGUAAGUAUCGUAAAUGAUUGUGUAACUAAUCCAAGUGUAGGUACUUAUAAAUUGCCACCAAGACAAAAUCGAGGUGUGCCUCCUGAUAGGUUUUCUCCUGAAGGAAAGGUGAAGUAUCCGAUAGCUAACUAUGUAUCAUGCAAUAAGCUUGCACCAGAGCGUCAGACUUUGGUGAGUAAUAUGGAGUCCAUCCAUGUACCAACUCGAGUGGAGGAGGCUCUAAAAGAUCUGAAGUGGGCAAAAGCAAUGGAUGAGGAAAUGUUGGCAUUGCAGAAAAAUAAUACUUGGGAGGUGAUGCAGCUACCCGUAGGGAAGAAGACAGUGGGAUGCCGUUGGGUGUUUACAGUUAAAUAUAAAGUUGAUGGAACAGUAGAAAGAUACAAAGCAAGGUUAGUGGCUAAAGGAUAUACACAAACAUAUGGGGUAGAUUACCAGGAGACUUUCUCCCCGGUUGCCAAGAUGAAUACGGUACAUGUUCUUAUCUCUUUAGCUGCAAACAUGGAUUGGCCAUUAAAACAGUUUGAUGUGAAGAAUGCAUUUCUCCAUGGGAAUUUGGAGGAAGAAGUGUAUAUGGAUUUUCCUCCUGGAUAUAGCAAUGGUGGGAACACUGGACGUAGACAGAAUAAAGUAACAGCCUUGAUUAACUAUGUAGAUGACAUGAUCAUAACAGGAAACGAUGUUGAUGAGAUGUACAAGUUGCAAGGAAAUCUCGCGGUCGAAUUCGAGAUGAAGGACUUAGGGGAUUUGAAGUAUUUCUUGGGAGUUGAAGUUGCUCGCUUGUCAAAAGGUAUCUUCUUGUCUCAACGUAAGUAUGUACUGGAUUUAUUAAAAGAAACUGGUAUGUUGGGAUGUAAGCCAGUAGAGACUCCUAUUGUUGAGAAGCAUAAUUUGUGUUUAGAUCCGGAGCAGGAACUAGUUGAUAAGGGUAGAUAUCAGAAACUUGUAGGGAGACUGAUUUAUUUGGCUCAUACUCGUCCUAAUAUUGCCUAUGUUGUGAGUGUUGUGAGUCAGUUCAUGCAUUCACCGAGUGUGGAUCAUAUGGCUGCUGUUAUGCGUAUCUUGGCAUACUUGAAGUCGACACCUGGAAAAGGAGUCUUGUAUAGAAAAAAUGGGCAUUUGAGGAUUGAAGGGUUUACUGAUGCGGAUUGGGCAGGUGAUGUAACUGAUAGACGGUCUACUUCUGGAUAUUUUACCUUCGUUGGAGGGAAUUUGGUGACAUGGCGAAGUAAAAAACAGAAGGUGGUGUCACAGUCUUCAGCUGAGGCCGAAUAUAGAGGUAUGGCUUAA